UAAAUUGCAUUUGAAUAUUAUUCACCCUAAGAAAUUUAAUUAUGGAUGUGGACGAAAAUAUCGAAACUGUUAAUGUGGAAAAUGAUGAUGAUAUACUUUGGUCCAUUGAAGAUGACACCUUGUUCCAGCCAUGCGGUCUGAUAUGUCACUCUUCAUCCAGCAACAACAAAACCAAAUCUGUCUUCGUUACAUGGAAUGAAUAUUAUUUGCUGAAUUAUCGCUUUAAGAAAUCGAAGAAAACAAACAGAAUGGAAAUGACGAAGGUCCGCAUUCCACUACCAAAAGGUAGUCAUCUGCGCAGUAUUCACAUGCUGGAAUACAAUACUCUGCUGCUAAUGUCGGACGGACGAGUUCAUUGUUUUGGCUCGAUCAAAUCAUUGCAUCUCAUAUCCUGGUUAAAGGGUGUGCGGGCGUUUGCGCGCACUCAAGAAGGAUUUAGUGUGGUGCGCUAUGAUGAUGAUACUCAGAAGUUGCUGCUACAGGUUUAUGUGGAUUUGCCCAGUUUGGGGAAGGGCGAAAGCACUCUACAGUACAGCUACGACAUUACCUAUGACGAACAAAAUAUAUUUCAAUGCGACUGGCAGAACGAUUCCUACACCUUGCUCACGGUCACCGUUACGCAGGAGCACGAGAAGUUUAUGCAGUGUCUCUUUGGAGCUGCAGCAGUUGCCGAUAAGCAAAUACACUUAUUCAGCAUUGCUGGUCACGUAUUUGCACUAUCUCCACAGGAGGCGGACGACGAUGAAGAUGUGGACACGGAGCUGGCCUACCACAUUGAGCUGAUCUGCAUAUAUACCACACCCGUUCUUUUUAUGCGUUUACUGCCCGCACAGAAUUUGUGCUUGGUUUACUUGAACUGCGGCACUGUGGACAUUUGGUACAUGUCUCAAUUGCUAGGCAUAAAGCAACGGCAGAUGCAUUAUACUGGUAUCGAAUGGUUGGACUUUGAUGUCAGCAGCGACAAUGGUGAUUUCUACUACACGGAUGGAGAGCAGCUGGUACGCUUGAGAUUCAAAUAUGAUGCCCAACUAGAUGAUUGCCAGGUGCAGCGAUGUGUGAAGUCCGUGCCCGGCAUGCAAGCCUGCGCCUGGGUGCAGCACAUUGAGCAGCUUGUAUGCCUCAGCGACAAUAACAUUUUUUAUCGGAUCGCAUUUAGUGUGGAUCAGCUAUCAGACGAAGCUGCCGACACAGAGCCUGGUAUCAUGUGUGAUCUUACACCAGCAGCCAUGGAGCAACUGCGUCGCAAUGCUCAAGUUCUGCAGCAAUAUGAAAAACAACAACAUGAACUUAUGGCAGCCAUGCAGCGCGAAUAUGAGAAGCAACAACUGGUUGCGGUUGCUCGGAACGAAGCCAGCUUUGACGGCAGCUUAGAGGCAACACUGGAGUUCCACAGACAGCUGCCAGUCUUUGGAGUUGAGGUACUGCUGUUGCAUACAGCCAGGCAGGCGCAACUUGAUAGCACUGGUAUUUAUGCUAUAUUGCAACUAAGAUUUAAUGAUUGCCAAAAGUUGCUCAAUAGCAGUCACUGGCAAUUGAUGGUCUAUCACGGACAGAAUGUCCAUGUGCAUCGAAUACCCACGGAUUUGCUUUUGAGUCGCAAAUGUAAAAUUAUAAUACCAUUGAAGAAAGUUUUCGAAGAGCGAUUGCCCGAAUUCACGAUUCAACUUGUUGCGUUUCUGGAGCUGCACACACAACUAAGCGCAGUCCUGCUGCCAUUUCAAGUGCAGGAGCACGGCGAUACAUAUCGAGCGCUAUUUAGUGGACAACUUUGCUCCUUAAAUCUGCUUAAUAAACCGAAAUUAGCAGAUAUUGUGCCUAAGCCAACCACGCGUAAAAAGCCUAAAGUAGAACAAAAGAUGCUGUCGCCUUGUUGCCUUACUUUAGAGCAAAUUGCUGAUAUUUGUAAUGCCAAUGACAGAAUUGAAACUAAUAUGCUAGACUUAUACUUUCUAGAUAGUAAAGUAAACAUUUCUAGCAGCAUAGAGGGUGGCAAAACUGUUUUAACCAUACAAAGUGAAGAUGUUACGGCAGUGUAUCAUCUCAAGCAACAUUUAUUUUUAAAUGCGGAUCCAGAAAAAGAGCCUUUAACAGCAGACGCAUCGGCACACUUAAAAAUUUUGAAAUUACAACAUGAAAUUGAUCGGUUUUAUGGUGUUCAAAAUACUGAAGAGGAAUUUGAAGUGAACGCCCAAAUACAUUUAGAGUCAUUGUUACUAAAAUAUAAUACAAUACGUAAUACUGUUUUUUAAA
Messenger RNA from Drosophila navojoa, 2250 nucleotides. RefSeq lists its product as uncharacterized. The record is from RefSeq and is a predicted model, not a curated record. Lineage: Eukaryota; Metazoa; Arthropoda; Insecta; Diptera; Drosophilidae.